Molecule: messenger RNA, 1176 nt
Organism: Exophiala aquamarina CBS 119918
Lineage: Eukaryota; Fungi; Ascomycota; Eurotiomycetes; Chaetothyriales; Herpotrichiellaceae
Exons: 3
Coding region: 1-1176 (391 amino acids)
Biological process (GO): positive regulation of transcription by RNA polymerase II
Cellular component (GO): RNA polymerase II transcription regulator complex
Molecular function (GO): DNA-binding transcription factor activity; protein dimerization activity
Source: RefSeq, a predicted model, not a curated record
AUGCCGUACCUGAACUCGGCUCACUCACCCAACGGAAUUGCACCCUCUCCCUACACCCCCGACCACACCUCAGCUCCUCCAGCGCCGUUUAACAAUAACACGUCCCAUCCACCCAACGGCUUGCCGACCCCGACGUCAGACUCCCACCCAAACCGUGGAAGUGGUGACUUUGAUGAUUCAAGAAGGAGUAGUGUUACAAACAGUAUACAUACCGGGAUGAACAACCUUGGGCUAGGUCCUGGAUCUCCUUACACCAGCAACAACCAGUCACAGUCCUCUCUCGUGUCUGGACUGCAAAGGGAGCGAGGUAUCCAAACAAAUGGACAUUCAGGUAACCGAUAUUCAACCAUGAGCGCCGGCUCCAUGUCUUCAUUUGGAUCCAAUCGCGGGGCAGCAGGCAGAGGCGGCUUUGCAGCAGGUCGUGUAGCUCCUCCAAUCUUGGAAAACCCCAAGCAGGAAGUUUAUAGUGCCGAUGCACCCACGCGUGGUCAAGCCUAUGCUUUCCCGGAUCCGGAUGCUCCACGCACAACUGGACGACCACCGUCCAAUUUUUCGAGGAGAAACAGUUUUGCCGAAUCGUUUACCAGCAGUAUCCUAACGAUAGAAUCUUCCAGGCUACCCAUGGGCCAACAAGAAUUGCCUGAGGCUCAUCAUCAUACUUUGCAACACAAGCAAGUCGACACUCUUCGUGGAGAUCCCGAUUCUCCAAACAGCCAGACGCCUUAUAGCCGAACUCCCGAAUUACGUGUAACUCACAAGCUCGCCGAGCGCAAGAGACGCAGUGAGAUGAAGGAUUGUUUUGAACAGCUACGAACGAGGCUACCACAAGCCCAAAAUAAUAAAUCAAGCAAAUGGGAGACAUUAUCCCGAGCUAUUGAUUACAUUUCGUCACUGGAGACUCAGAACAAACAGCAGAGGAUCGACUAUGAGAAACAACGACACCAGCUACAAGACUUGGAGAGCAAAAUGCACGAGAUGAGCCAGCAGCUGCAACGCUUGCAGCACCAAGGCUCAUUUCCACCACCACCAAGCGUGAUCCCUCAAAGUCCGCUAAAUUAUGGUCCUGCCCCUCGUUUUUCCAACAACAUUGACGGACCCAAUGAGCUUCCGCGAACGCUUCCACCAUUAGUCAACGGUGCUAUGCAAGGAAUACAGUAUUCCGAUGACAGGAGAUAG